UUAGCUUCAUUAAGAUCAUCUUUAAUCUGUAGUCAUCUACUUGCAAAAGAAAAGGGAAACUUUAAGGGUUAAAGAAAAAAAAUGAGUACAGCAAGAAAGGCUUGGAUUGUGGGAGCUAGCAUUGGAGCUGUAGAGGCAUUGAAGGACCAGGGUUUUUGCAGAUGGACCUACACCAUGAGAUCAUUACACAAACAUGCCAAGAAUAAUAUGAGGUCAAUCUCUCAGGCCAGGAAGCUUUCGUCUUCAUCUUUUGCUAUGGUUUCGGGUGAAUUGAGGGAAUCAAGCCAAUCCGAGGAGUCUCUGAGGAAAGUCAUGUACUUGAGUUGUUGGGGUUCAAAUUAAAUGAGUUGAGAAGUUUGCCAUGAGAAUCUGAUGCCUUAUGUAGGCUGAAGCUGGUCCAUUGAGAAGAACAAAGCCAAAGCCAUGAUUAUGGUUUGUGAGAGAAAAUUUGUGGGACUUGAUGAGUGAUUCAUGCAAGCCUGGUGUGAACUGUAGCUAGGCAGACUGCCAUCUCAUGAUCAGCUUGUAAUUACACCAUUGCUUAAAUGUCACCAAAUUUUCAUGGUUUCUGUGA
Messenger RNA from Populus trichocarpa (black cottonwood), 574 nucleotides. RefSeq lists its product as uncharacterized. The transcript has a single exon. Lineage: Eukaryota; Viridiplantae; Streptophyta; Magnoliopsida; Malpighiales; Salicaceae. The record is from RefSeq and is a predicted model, not a curated record. The coding region runs from base 82 to 342 and encodes 86 amino acids.